AUGCGGGCAAUCGCCAAGGUUGUUCACUCUUCCUUUCGUAGGGUCGAGCGUGCUGCUGACUGGCUCACAGGCUCUGCAGGUCCCGUGUUCAUUGCGAUCUGCAUUACCCUAGUAGUCGGUGGAGUAUGGACCUUCUUCAGCUCCAUGUUCCUCGAGAUCGCACCUAUACCCACCGAGCUCGCCAACCUCUUCCACACCUACUCUCCGGCACACAUCGCACUUGGUCUCAUCCCAACACUCUUUGAUUCGUUAACAAAGGAUUCCAUCGCGACACUACGCUUCUUUUUCUGGUUGAUACUGUGUCUCUUCACCGUUUACAGCAUAGGAUGGCACUACUAUUUGGCAUGUACCGUCCCACCAGGUUCAGUCUGCGAGGGUCUCGGCGAUGCAGUGCCUGAAAGAAGAACUGGGCCAGGAAGCAACAUCUGGUGGGCGCGGUACCGAACAAGAGCGGCAAAAGCGUCGGGCCCGAAAGUGCAUGAUCUCCACAGUGCCAAAGGCCAUGUGAUGACACACGAACCGCCUGAGGCUGCAGCUCCGGUUCGAGUAUCUUCGGUAGCAGAUCUCAAGAAAUUGAACAAGGCGUUGGAUGGGCUAGAUAGCAACAGAGCAAAAUCAGCAUCAGUGACACCGUCAAGAUCGUCAUCGGAUCGCAUGCCUCCUACAGUCAAUGCCUCGCUCGCACAAUCUCAUCAAUCUUCGUCCAGCAGCGAACGUGGCACACCACGAAUGAUACCCAAGAGCGACCUCCCACUCUCCGUUCACGAUCUCAAUCCUGUCCUUGCUUCGCCUAUGUCUUUCGAAUUGGAACCGUCCAGCAACCCUCUCUUCCCACCACGCCCACGCCCAAGUCACGACAGUGUCCGCGCUGCCAAUGUCACCGCGGCAGCAGCAGAAGAAGAAGACUUGUACACGGGCGAGAGCGAGAUCGAUGAAGACGACCAAGAUCUCUUCCCUCUUGCUGGUAUGUGUCGCAAGUGUCCCACCAUCCCACUCUCCAAAGCUCUUUCCGUGCUGCCACCUGAGCUCCGCAAGAUCGAGAAACAGAUCCGCAAGAACGCGCCUUCGCAAACUUUCAGCUCCAAGCUCUCCUCCGAGGACAUCGAUGAAGGAGAAGCAGAAGUACGAGCAUGGCUUGGCGAAAGUGCGGCAGAGAAACUCGUCGCUCCUCCGAAACCCGAGCGUGCUCACCACUGCAGGGUUUGCAAAACGUGCACGCUCAAGUUCGACCAUCAUUGCCCUUGGCUUAAUCAGUGCGUUGGGUUGGGCAACGAGCGGUACUUUGUGCUCUUCAUGUCAUGGUUGAGUUUUGGAUGCGGGAUCGUAGUCUACUCGGGUUUCGGAGUCAUGAGGAGGUCGUUGAGCUGGAGUGCCGACUGGCCGUAUCUGUACACGCCGAGAGUGCUGGUGAUGCUGCUGUUCAUUCUGGCGCUGGUGAUGGGAUUGGCGCUGUUCGUGAUGGCUGGCUGGCAGGUGAAUCUGGUUGGUAGAGGCGAGACUAGCGUCGAGUCGCAGGAUCAUGCACACUAUCGAGACUUGGCCAAGAAGCGUGGUCAAGAGUUCGUCAACGUGUACGACAUUGGUUGGCGUCGAAACCUCGAGCUCUUCUUCAAUGUUGGGCCUGGAUCACCUUACGGCUGGCACACGAUCUUGCUUCCCAUGCGAGUGCCACCCUACUCAGAUGGCUGGCAUUUCGCAAAGCGUCGCGGAUUCAGCGGCAAACAUGCAGGCAUUGACAUUCAGGAACAGCUCACCGACGAAGAGUUUGACGACGACCACUAUGACGCCGUUCCUGCAUCCCACUCCUCGGCGAAGACAGGUCAGAAGCUGGCAUCGUCUUCUUCCAAAUAA
Messenger RNA from Ustilago hordei, 1851 nucleotides. RefSeq lists its product as uncharacterized. The record is from RefSeq and is a predicted model, not a curated record. NCBI's taxonomy places the organism in Eukaryota, Fungi, Basidiomycota, Ustilaginomycetes, Ustilaginales, Ustilaginaceae. The transcript is spliced from 3 exons. Gene Ontology annotation, molecular function: palmitoyltransferase activity. Bases 1 to 1851 code for a protein of 616 amino acids.